GCUCCAAGUCCUCUCAUCGUUCUCGUCCCAUCUCUAUACUGGUUACUCGCCAUGGGCUCUUAUCAGCCACGGUCGUCUUUUACUGACCCGCCAAGCUACUCACUUCCUACUCAUCGUCUCCAACGGACGCUCCGUAACUCCGAGAAGCAGCCUAUAGUCCUCGUCGCGUGCGGCUCCUUCAGCCCAAUUACGUACUUGCAUCUCCGUAUGUUCGAGAUGGCCAAGGACUACGUUCGCCAGAACACCGAUUUUGAGAUCAUUGGGGGUUACCUCAGUCCGGUCAGCGACCAGUAUAACAAGCCCGGCCUUCUCGCCGCGCACCACCGAGUCCAUAUGUGCAACUUGGCUGCUGAACAGACCUCGUCGUGGCUGAUGGUAGACCCGUGGGAAGCCUUCCAGUCGUACCAACGUACGGCGGUCGUGCUCGACCACUUUGACCACGAGAUCAAUACCAAACUCGGCGGUGUCUACACCCAGGACGGCGAACAGAGGAACGUGCGGAUACUGCUGCUCGCGGGCUCGGACCUCAUCGCGACGAUGAGCCAGCCCGGGGUCUGGUCAGAAGCGGAUCUCGACCACAUUCUUGGGCGCUAUGGCACAUUUAUCGUCGAGCGAGCGGGAUCCGACCUCGACCAGGCAAUCGACAGCCUUGCCCGAUGGCGGCACAACAUCCACCUCGUCCACCAGCUCAUUCAAAACGACGUUUCCUCGACCAAGGUCCGCCUCUUCCUGCGACGCGGUCUGUCCGUGCGCUAUCUCCUUCCAUCCCAAGUCGUCGACUAUAUCGAACAAAACGGGCUGUAUGUCGGUGAUGGCCCCGACGCGUCGGCAGCUAGCGGCGCCGUCGCGGCAGAAAAAGAACGUGCCAAGGGCAAGGGGAAGGAGGAGGGGCCGAGCACGCCCAAGCUGCAGUCAUAACGAGCUCCCACGCGCUCACCAGGGUCACCCGCGAUGUGACUCACACUCCAUUCCAGAGCGCAUAUAAGUGAUGAUGCGCAAAUGUACCAGUCUUCCCCCGGAUACCGUUUUAGACUGUGACUACGUGGUGGCUGCUCGAUUCAGGGAAGUUACGGACGUUCGAUGAAGCUAUGUACAUCUAAUGACUCCC
Molecule: messenger RNA, 1108 nt
Organism: Phanerochaete carnosa HHB-10118-sp
Lineage: Eukaryota; Fungi; Basidiomycota; Agaricomycetes; Polyporales; Phanerochaetaceae
Exons: 3
Coding region: 52-918 (288 amino acids)
Biological process (GO): NAD+ biosynthetic process
Molecular function (GO): nicotinamide-nucleotide adenylyltransferase activity; nicotinate-nucleotide adenylyltransferase activity
Source: RefSeq, a predicted model, not a curated record